Aegilops tauschii subsp. strangulata is the source of this 2131-nucleotide messenger RNA. Its product is annotated as probable protein phosphatase 2C 66. The record is from RefSeq and is a predicted model, not a curated record. Gene Ontology annotation, biological process: protein dephosphorylation. Lineage: Eukaryota; Viridiplantae; Streptophyta; Magnoliopsida; Poales; Poaceae. Gene Ontology annotation, molecular function: protein serine/threonine phosphatase activity.
AAGCUCAAGCCUACAAGACGAGGAAACAUCAGGCAUCAAAACCCUACAACCACCUAGCAUUAGCACAGCGCCGCGCAGCAGUUACUGCCGCCCCCAACCCUGUGCUCUGCCGUGUUGCCCCGCUCCCAUUGGCCGCCAUGGGCUCCUGCCUCUCCACCCAGCCCGGCGACGAGCCGGCGUGGCCGCUGCGGUGGCGCAAGAGGCCCCAUGGCGAGCGGGAGGGCGCGGCCGCCGGCGGCGCCUUCUUCUCCGGCGGCGGCGGGGGCGGAGGCGGCAAGAAGCUCCCCGGCGAGGGCGAGAUGACCGAGGAGGAGCUCGCGCGGGUCGCCGGAAGGACGUGCGCCAACGGGGCGAGCGCGGCGGCGUGCCUCCACACGCAGCAGGGGCGGAAGGGCACCAACCAGGACGCCAUGGUCGUCUGGGAGAGUUUCAAUUCAAGUGAUAGUGUCUUCUGUGGCGUGUUUGAUGGUCAUGGUCCAUAUGGCCAUUUUGUCGCCAAAAAAGUUAGAGAUUCUCUUCCUGUUAAGUUACUCGCACAAUGGAAAACUAGUGCUAAUGUGGGCACUAGUCCUCAUCUAAACGGAAGCAUUUCCGGAAGUUUGAACUCCGAAGAAACAGCAUCUGCUGUUGAUGAUGAAUGGGGUGAGUCUGCUGAUGUUGAAGGGAGUGAUAUGCUUCCUGAGACAUUUCUUCCACUUAAACAGUCUUAUUUGAAGGCUUUCAAAUUGAUGGACAAGGAGCUCAAGAUGCAUCCUACGAUCGAUUGCUUUUGCAGUGGUAGUACGGCAGUCACAUUGGUCAAACAGGGAUGGGAUCUUGUAGUUGGAAAUCUUGGGGACUCGAGAGCAGUAAUGGCGACUCGGGAUGCCGCUAACAAUCUAACUGCUGUACAACUCACUGUUGAUUUGAAGCCUAACCUUCCCAAGGAAGCUGAGAGGAUCCAGCAAUGCAGAGGAAGGGUUUUUGCUCUUCAAGAUGAGCCAGAAGUUUCAAGGGUAUGGUUGCCGAAUAAUGAUUCUCCUGGAUUGGCAAUGGCAAGAGCUUUUGGAGACUUCUGCCUUAAAGAUUAUGGCUUAAUAUCUGUUCCACAGAUAUCAUAUCGCCGUCUUACUGAAAAGGAUGAGUUUAUAAUACUAGCCACUGAUGGGGUUUGGGACGUUCUUUCAAACAAGGAGGCCAUUGAUAUUGUAGCUGCAGCUCCAUCUCGAGCAACUGCUUCCAGGGCUCUCGUUGAUUGUGCUGUCAGAUCUUGGAGAUUGAAGUUCCCAACAUCCAAGAGUGAUGACUGCGCUGCUGUCUGCCUGUUCUUGGACCAUGAAAAGUCACCUAACUUGGUUGAAGAGAGUGAAGCCAAGAAUGAAAAGGCAGAACCUGCGAAGGAUGCUUUAAUCUCAGAUGCCGGUGAUAAAAUCAAUGAAGACAUUGCAGAUGUGAAUGAACACAUCUCCAGGGAAGAGCAUAUCCCUGAGCCCACAUUGGAACACUCAUCCACGCUAAGAAAUGUUGACGAGAUUAUGCCGGUGGACGAACCUCCUGUAUCAAAGGAACCUGAAAGGUGCGGGUCUGCCCGCAGCCUGGCUGACUGCAUAUCCACAAACGAGGAGGAAGAAUGGUCUGCGCUCGAAGGCGUGACACGGGUAAAUUCCCUCUUGAACCUUCCAAGAAAACUCUCAGGUGACAAGAAAUCUACCAGCUGGAAGAAGCGACGCUGAGCGAACAUUAUGAAAAGAAAAAACCAUCUGCUCUGAUGAAAGUCAGGUAGGGUGCUCGCAGUGGUGCAUCACAGCCGGCAUUUUUCAGCCGAGCGCGUGCAAAUUCUUCAGCCGAUUUUAGGUCCCUGCCCUAGAUUGUUUCAGGCUGGCUGGCAGGUGUGUACAUUCAAGAAAAUUGUUUUUUCUUCUUCCUUGUGGUAUUUGUCAGGAGGCAUUCCAUACUUGGGCUUCUUUGCUUGUAUGUGCAUAUGAAAGUUUUUGUUCUGUGAGAAGCUUUUCUGUAAAUCAUGUAAGACCUCCUCUCUAAUGUCGGGAUGUUCGGUUGUAGCUGUGCCUGUACUAGAACAAUAACUCAAUUCUCUAUGUGUCGUAGGCCAUAUGAAUUUUCGCCUCAAGAGUGUAAGCUUCUUUAAUUUGUA